Messenger RNA from Sinocyclocheilus rhinocerous, 957 nucleotides. Its product is annotated as adenosine receptor A1-like. The record is from RefSeq and is a predicted model, not a curated record. The transcript has a single exon. Gene Ontology annotation, biological process: detection of chemical stimulus involved in sensory perception of smell; G protein-coupled receptor signaling pathway. Lineage: Eukaryota; Metazoa; Chordata; Actinopteri; Cypriniformes; Cyprinidae. Gene Ontology annotation, molecular function: olfactory receptor activity; G protein-coupled receptor activity; odorant binding. The coding region runs from base 1 to 957 and encodes 318 amino acids. Gene Ontology annotation, cellular component: membrane.
AUGGCCAGUAUGAAUGCCAGUGGCAAUGAGCAGAUGCAACUGAUCCAAGUUGACCCCGUCUGGAGGAACAUUUCACUGGUGCUGACCCAGAUCUUUGUGUGGCCCUUCAUCUACCUCAUCUUCCUCAUGCUCUUAAUAUUCUCCAAGAAAGAGACUUUCAGAACAGAGACACGUUAUAUAUUGUUUGGUCAUUCUCUCCUGGUAGACCUAAUGUUUCUUUUUCUGACAGAUUUUGUGGUGCUCUUAUCAUACAACUUUGUUUUACUACCUUUGCACUUCUGUAUCCCCAUCUGCAUGUUAAUGGAAGCGGUCACAGCAUGUGCACCACUGACUAUUACAGCCAUGUGUGUGGAGCGUUAUGUGGCCAUUUGCAUGCCACUAAGACAUCAGAUGAUCUCCACCUCUAGAAGAGCCCUAAUAGUGAUUUUAAUGAUUUGGAUCCUGAGCUCCAUAAGCCCCUUUGUUGAUAUGUUUAUCCUCAUUAGCACUGCCUCUCGUGAAUACUUGUCUCAACUGACACACUGCCACUAUGAGAUUAUGAUUCCCGAAAAGAUUCGUCACUUUGCUAGGGGUCUUUUGUAUGUUGUGGGGCUUGUGUUUAUCUUGAUAAUUGAAAUCUUUUGUUAUGUAAUGAUAUACCUUGCUGCACGUGCAGCGUCUGGUGACAAUAAGAAGUCAGCAUCAAAAGGGCAGCGCACUAUUUCUCUUCAUAUCCUUCAGCUGUUUUUGUGUACGGCUGAGGUCAUGUGUCCUUACAUUGAGGCUGUAGUUAUGCAGUAUGAUAUUCAAACAUACCUGACUGUCCGAUUUAUAAAUUUCCUUGCAUUUAGUAUCACUUCUAUAGCAGUAAGUCCUCUCGUCUAUGGAUUUAGAGAUGAGAAAUUCUACGCAGCUAUGGUUUAUUAUAUCAGAUGCAAAAACAACACCAUCUCAUCUGACACAAUUAAACAAUCAUGA